AUGGAAUCAUACAAAACUAGAAGACGAAAAUACGAUAUUGAAGAAAUCAACGAACUUUUCGAGAAAAAUAUUGAAUUAGCUUCUCAUAUCGAUUUUGACAUCGAUAAAUGUAUACAUCCGACAAUUAAACCAUGGUUACAGAAUUACGACCAUGCAACGAGCGCACAUCCUCUGAGCUUGUACUAUGCUCUGAUGACUGCCAUAGCUCAUCUAUCAAUCGAAAGUGUUGUGCUGCAAUGGAAUCGCAUACCUCGGCACUUGAAUCUGUACUCUAUCAUUGUUGGAUGCUCUGGCGCAACAAAAAGCGGUUGUAUUCGCGAAUGUCGUGAAGCACUAGAAGAGCUUUAUGAUUUUCUCCAUAUAAACAAUAUUGCCAAUCCGAAUCUUGCUAACUCGAUAAUCGACAAAUUCACCGAAGCCGGCUUUCUUGAUCAAUUAAAACAAUCAACAAACAUCAUCAUCAUACAGGAAGAACUCGACAUUGCAUUGAAACAGAUGGGUUUCUUUUCUACCAACACGCAAGAUUCAUCGCGCCAAUUGUUUUGUCAGUUAUACGAUGGUCUCAACAUGAGAAAAAAAACAAAAGGAUAUUCACAAAGAAUACGGGAUGCUCGUAUGACGAUAUGCGGAACCAGCACAGGUGUUUUGAUUCCACCUAUUUUACAAGAAUUUCUGAAGCACGUGAUGGUCGACGGAGCUGUUGUACGUUGUCUUUUCCUUGUAUUGUCUUACCGACCGUACCUACGAGAACAUCAUACCGAUCCUAAUCUGACUCUACCAACACUUGCCCAGUUGUUGAUGGCGAUUUAUAUCCUAGGCAAACGUCAGUACCUAUACAGCGAAGAAUCUCAGGUGAAACUCGAUACGUAUAUCGAACGUAUAUCACAACAAGCAACAGAAUCAGACUUACCACGUAUCACCUCAUUUCUAGCUAAACAACCAGCGCAAAUCACUCGAAUCACAGCACUAACACAAGUAAUUGAUUUAUUACCAUCAAUUUUUGAAAAUAUUCAAAUACUACGUGAACGAAAUGACGCCAUUGGAUUGAACAUUCGACUGUUCAAUGAAAUUGAUAGUGUGAUCCGAAGAUUAUAUGGACCACAAAUUACAAUCACGGAAUCUUCUGUCGAUCGCGCCAUCUACUUUCAUGGUUAUCUCCUUGAACAAACGUUGAAACUAUUCGACAUCACGACAUUAGAAUCAAUCGGACCAAAAUCGUUUCGUUUAUCUAGCUUUGAAUUGAAACAGUCGUUAAUGCGAGAGAUUCUAAUGCUACCUCAGAUCAUUAUUACCAAAGAAGAUCUAUACGAACAGAACGAUCACAAAAAGAUCGACCGUUCACUUGGCACGGAUGGUUUACAAACAUUAGUUAGUGACGGCCUCUUACUUAACGAUUAUUUCGUCUUCACCAACACAUACCGACCCAUCAAAUGCUAUGCGAAAGUAUUGCCAAAGGACACGAUCGAUGCUAAUUUGAUUCAAAUUAAAUUACAACGGUACAAAAUUCAACUCACAGAUUAUAUCGAUGCAUCACGAGCAACUGGCAUUCGCUCAUCGUCAACAUUGACCACAAUCGGCAGAAAUUUAUUUUCUGCAGAACCGUAUUCGAAAAUUUCCGAUAUCGCCCCAGUGUUAUCACAUUCUCGAUCAACCAACACACUUCAUCGAACGACAUCAUCAAACACAAGCAUUGCCAUCGUACCAGAAGCUUCGAAUGACAGACUUUUGGAUAUCUCAGACGAGACAGAUUUUUCGAUCACACAACAAAUCACUCAUGUUUCAAGAAAUUCAACGGUAGUCAAACGACGUCGCAUCGCAACGAACGCAAUUCGACAAGAAUCAGAUAUCGCUGAUGACACUGACAUCCUGGUAGCGAAUGACUUUAUAUCCGAAGAAUAA
Molecule: messenger RNA, 1899 nt
Organism: Adineta ricciae
Lineage: Eukaryota; Metazoa; Rotifera; Eurotatoria; Adinetida; Adinetidae
Source: the annotation of a GenBank genome assembly